Rhipicephalus sanguineus (brown dog tick) is the source of this 333-nucleotide messenger RNA. Its product is annotated as ATP synthase lipid-binding protein, mitochondrial. NCBI's taxonomy places the organism in Eukaryota, Metazoa, Arthropoda, Arachnida, Ixodida, Ixodidae. Gene Ontology annotation, molecular function: proton transmembrane transporter activity. The record is from RefSeq and is a predicted model, not a curated record. Gene Ontology annotation, biological process: proton motive force-driven ATP synthesis; proton transmembrane transport.
GCUGUGCGGGGUUUCCAGACCAGUGCAGUCCAGCGGGACAUUGACUCUGCUGCGAAGUUCAUUGGAGCUGGAGCUGCCACAGUCGGUGUCGCCGGCUCUGGUGCUGGUAUCGGCAGCGUGUUCGGCAGCCUGAUCAUCGGCUACGCCCGGAACCCAUCCCUGAAGCAGCAGCUGUUCUCCUAUGCCAUCUUGGGCUUUGCCCUCUCCGAGGCCAUGGGUCUCUUCUGUCUUAUGAUGGCCUUCCUGUUGCUGUUCGCCUUCUAAGACACUGCCACAUGCCAUGGAUUCUUUUUUUCUCAGAAUUGUGCAUUAGAGACAGUUGUUGGCUGGCAA